Neoarius graeffei (lesser salmon catfish) is the source of this 1173-nucleotide messenger RNA. RefSeq lists its product as uncharacterized. Bases 135 to 566 code for a protein of 143 amino acids. The transcript has 4 exons. NCBI's taxonomy places the organism in Eukaryota, Metazoa, Chordata, Actinopteri, Siluriformes, Ariidae. The record is from RefSeq and is a predicted model, not a curated record.
GUUUUGUAUAUUCAGGGAAUUCUGAAGCGUGUGCUGUGCACUGAGGUUGGAGACGCUCUUUGGACACGACUGAAGCGCCCUUCUGAGGACACAGUCACACUCAGACAGCCCGUUCUGUGGUUUUGCUUGCCAGGAUGGGAUUCAGGGUGAGCUUGCUGCUACUCGCUCUCGUCGUGGUUAUCGUGUCUGGCCAAAAGAAACGCCCUGUUAAGAAGGAAUGGAGCUACCGUGAUGGAUCUGAGAAAGUGAGCAUGCGAGGUGUGGCGAAUUUGACUCAAGUUCUCGAUGACUGGAGGUUUGAUAUCCUGAACCAGGUGAAGAACCUUCUGCAGAACGACCACCAGGCCUUGCUGCCUGAUUACGCAAGGAUCCAGCCUCUCUCUGAGGCUUUGGAUGACUUGUACAAGGAGUUCAAUGCCUUGAAGACCCACCUCGGCGAGCUGAUAGAUAAGUUCACUCCCAUCGAAGCCUUCAUCGAUGAGCUGAAGACGAAAAAAGCCAACACCCCUCCGUCCAACCCUCCGGUGCGAAGGAGACUGAUCAGACCUCCAGCUUCAGCUUCGUGAAGCCGCUGAGCUUCCAGAACUUUCCUUUGGAGCUGGUAUUCUCUGCAAAACCAUACGUAGAAAUAUAUCUAUCUAUAAAAAACAAAACAAAACACCACAGUAUGCUUUGAUAAAGCAUUUUCCUUUUUUUUUUCCUCCCUUCUUUUUAGCAUCUUGUUACUGCAUGUUGCUGGGAAACAGGUAAUGCACAAAAUGCUGAACAAGCCAAAUCGCCCCGUUUUGUGAUUUCGGGUUGCAUGGGAAAGCAACUAUUUGUUCAAAAAUACCAAAGAGACAGUAUAUAUAUAGAUAUACCGGUAUGUAUGUUUUAUGUAUAGAACUAGAUUUAUAGAUUCAUUGUAUUUGAUAUUAUGUUUUAUUUCUACCCACAUAUACUGUAUAUCGAUCAUUAUUUCAAAUUGUAUCUUUCAUCAGUGGAUGAAAUCGAUCCGGAUUUGGUGUCAUGACCCAUUGUAAUAUUAUUUCUAGCAUGUGAGCAAAAGUAUUAGGACAUUAUUGUGCAUUUAUAUCUCUCUGAGCAUGGAAAUGUGGUGUUUCACUUCUUUCGACUCAUGAUCUGAUCUGAGCUACGAAUAAAAUCCGUUUGCAUGGUGAUGCUGAUCAAGCA